AUGCCUUUGCAUGACUGCGCUGUGCUAUCAUCUCAUGGUCAGAAGUGCCACGGAGAAUCCGGACUGUCCCGUUUGGGAAGGUCCAGCCUUUGGCCGCUGGAAAUCUUGGAUCUUGCAGAUCCAGAGCAGAUGCGGGCAGUGUACGAUGUGGUCUGGGAGUCACCUUUGGCUUUGGAGUACCUCUUUGAUCACUCCACCUUCUUGCCUGGUGCAGGCAUCAUCGAUGUAAACCCCAGCCAGUACAUGGCUUGCGGCCAGGAACUCGCCGGUCACCAGUUAUUUGGCUUGUGCUUCGGCUUCAGCGGAACACCGAACGACCUGCUGCCGCAGGCGAUGGGCAAGUGUGCAUAUGCAGAAGGCGACGACGGCAAAAUUCUAGACACCCUCAGCAGGCCGGAGGUGGUUACUGUGCAGGAGGUGGAUGCUUGGAGUCCUCACUCGCUGUUGGACUUCAUCGCAAAGGCGAUAUCUUCAGAUGGCAGGCCGAAAUACCACGCACUAAUUGACACUGGUGCCCUCAUCACAGGCAUGACCAACCGCGAGGUGGCCACAUACCUCCUCCAGAACGGGUUGAAAGGACUGGAGGGUGUCGUGUUGAGCUCAGCUUCACAUUCCUUGGAGACGACCUCCUGCUAA
Messenger RNA from Symbiodinium necroappetens, 636 nucleotides. Lineage: Eukaryota; Dinophyceae; Suessiales; Symbiodiniaceae. The record is from the annotation of a GenBank genome assembly.